Molecule: messenger RNA, 970 nt
Organism: Acyrthosiphon pisum (pea aphid)
Lineage: Eukaryota; Metazoa; Arthropoda; Insecta; Hemiptera; Aphididae
Product: kelch-like protein 20
Exons: 4
Coding region: 122-625 (167 amino acids)
Molecular function (GO): protein binding
Source: RefSeq, a predicted model, not a curated record
UUGAAAAUAACGUGACACUAGAAAAAUAAAUUAUUAAAAUCAUUUUACACUUUUAAAUAAUUGAAACAAACAGUAUACCAAUUUUUAAAAUAAUUUCAAAGGUGUAUUUUCAGUAAAAGAAAUGGAUGCCUUACAGAUUUGUUCGUGGGGAAAUGAUCUAAAGCCAGUUUUGAAAAUCAAUAAAAUAUGUGCAUCAAAUCUAUGUUUCAUAGAUAACCUUCACUCUGUGAGAAUACUAGAAGGAUUACAAUCUCAACGCAAAAAUGAAGAUUUAUGUGAUAUUAGAUUUGAAACAGAUGACGGUACUAUAGUGUUCGCACAUAAAUGUGUUCUAAUGGCGGCUAGUCCAUAUUUCAGUGCAAUGUAUAGUAAUUUUGAUGAAAGCAAUAAAGAUCUUGUUGAUAUACUAGUGAAAAAAUUAGACUCCACCGCUUUACAACUAUUAGUAGAUUAUAUCUAUACUGGAGAGAUUAUAGUGACAAAAGAAAAUGUACAGGUUUUAUUACAAUCUGCUAACAUCUUGCAGUUAGAUUUUGUAAGUGCUGCAUGUACUAAGGUUUUACAAAAACAACUGGAUGCAUCGAAUUUUCUUGGUAUCAGAGCGUUAGCUGACCUUCAUAACUGAGUAGCUGUAUUAGAUGGUUUAUUGUGUUUUACGGGCUGAGAAUUUAAUGGCACUGUAGAAAUUUACAACCCAAUCGCCAAAACUUGGACCAUUGAUAUAUUGUCAAAAUAUGAAAUUUAUUGUGGAGUUACUAGACCAUCACAUCAUUAAUAAUCAGCAUACAACAGAAUGUUCUCACUUUGUUAGUAAUUUGAACAUAUUUAUAUAUAAUUUUUGAUGAAACGUGUAUAAUUGUUCUAUACAUUUUUGUUUUUUUAAAUGUUUUAUAAUUUAAAUUUGCAAAUUAAUUAAAUAAGCUAUACAGUCAAUUAGAUUGCACUGUUGCAGUAUACCGGCAAAGCAUUA